AUGAAACAAAAUCUCCUAUCCCCACCCAAUGCGGAGCUUGCAGAGCGCUUGUUAAAGAAGGUUCAAGAGCUGAUGGGUGCCAAGCAUUCGAAAAAGUCGAUCUCUGGUCGGUAUUCAUCUUAUGCAUCGAGUUCGGGUUCGCGAGGUAAUAAUGCCUAUCCACAAUCGUAUGCUCAGCCGGGGUACAGCUAUUCAUCUUCACAGCCAACCUAUGGUGGUCCACCACCCGAGUCCAAGAGAAAGCUGGAGAGGAAGUACUCGAAAAUAGAUGACAAUUACAGCUCUUUAGAUCAGGUCACGGAUGCCCUUGCUCGUGCUGGUCUGGAGUCAUCAAAUUUAAUUGUCGGUAUUGAUUUCACCAAGAGUAAUGAGUGGACAGGUGCAAGAUCAUUUCAUCGAAGAAGUUUGCAUCACAUUGGAGAUGAGUCAAAUCCCUAUGAACAAGCCAUAUCAAUUAUCGGAAGAACGUUAUCCAAAUUCGAUGAAGAUAAUUUGAUUCCAUGUUUUGGUUUUGGAGAUGCUUCAACACAUGACCAAGAGGUUUUCAGCUUUUUCCCUGAUGAGAGGUUUUGUGAUGGAUUUGAGGAAGUUUUGAGCCGGUACAGAGAGCUUGUUCCUCAAUUGCGACUUGCAGGACCAACUUCAUUUGCUCCUGUUAUCGAGAUGGCUAUCACUAUUGUCGAGCAAAGUGGCGGCCAGUACCAUGUUUUACUGAUAAUCGCUGAUGGUCAGGUCACAAGAAGUGUCGACACUAGUCGUGGCCAGUUAAGUCCCCAAGAGAAGAAAACUGUGGAUGCAAUUGUCAGAGCAAGUGAAUAUCCAUUGUCUAUCAUAUUAGUGGGAGUUGGUGAUGGGCCUUGGGAUAUGAUGAGGGAAUUUGACGACAACAUUCCUGCACGAGCCUUUGACAAUUUCCAGUUUGUAAACUUUACAGAGAUUAUGUCCAAAAACAUGGAUCGAUCUCGGAAAGAAGCUGAGUUUGCACUUUCAGCUCUGAUGGAAAUACCUUCUCAAUAUAAAGCCACACUGGAGCUUAACAUUCUCGGUGCAUCAAGGGGUAAGGUUAUCGAUAGGGUUGCUCUUCCUCCUCCUCUAUAUGGUGCAGCUUCUUUUUCUACACCUAAACCUUCACGAGCUGGCAGUUUUCGACCGAGCGCACCUUCUAGCAGCCAACACGAACCACCUGUUCGUACAAGCCAGUCUACAAGCAGCUGUACUUCAGAUAACCAUCUCUGCCCCAUUUGCAUUACCGAACCAAAGAACAUGGCUUUCGGCUGUGGACACCAGACAUGUUGCGAAUGCGGAGAAGAACUCUCGUCAUGCCCAAUCUGCCGAAUGUCCAUUCAGACAAGGAUAAAGCUCUAUUGA
This is a messenger RNA of Striga hermonthica, 1368 nucleotides long. NCBI's taxonomy places the organism in Eukaryota, Viridiplantae, Streptophyta, Magnoliopsida, Lamiales, Orobanchaceae. The record is from the annotation of a GenBank genome assembly.